CAGUACCAAUCCGCGCCUCGCAAAAACUAGUGUCCCGGUAUUUUUGUGAUUGUGUUUUGCCUUUGUGAACCUUAUUGGAAUGUGAUAGGGCUCGUUGAUUGUCAGUGAGUGAUUGUGUUGUGACAGUGCGGGGAUGACGGAGUAUGCUGGCUGUGCGCAAUGCCGAGUACCUGGGUUCAUUCCCGGCGUGCGGCGGCGAGCGCGCGCUCUCCGACCAGCUGCUGCUCAUGAAGGAUAGCGAAUGUGCGGUUCCGGUUCUGAUCGUGGUCGCGCCAUCGGGGGUCAAAGUAUGCGACCCCGAAGAUCAGAGUGUGCGCAUGUAUCACGCGCUGCGCCGCAUCUCGUUCGCGACGUGUGAGAGCGCGCGUUCGCUGUUCGCGUUCGUGGCUCGCGAGCGCGCCGUACCGCGCGCCGAACCGUUCGCCGAACACGCCGAGCCCGCGCCGAGGCACUACUGCCACGCCUUCAGGACUGAGACGCCCGAAAAGGCAGAAGAACUGAACUCGCUGGUGGGAGAUGCGUUCCGAAUGGCGUUCGCGUCGCAGCUUCAGCCCUCCGCGCCGCUUUGGAGCGCGGAGCUGAGCGGCGGCGAGUGCGUGCGCGCACCUGACUCGCUGCCCGGCCUCACACACCACUACCCGCGCUCCAGAGACAGAUCACCAUCGAAAUGCGACAUAAUGGGCAUGCAGCACGAGGCCAGCCCCACCAGUUCGGAGGAGUCCAACUCCCCCACGGAGAUCAACUGCUACCGCCGGCUGGGGGAGCGCGCGCCGCUCAUGAAGAGGCUCAUGGGGCUGAGCGGGGCGCUGCUGCAGCCCUCGGAUGAUGACUCCACUCCGCUAGUUGCUGACACUCCAACCACCCCAACCAACCUGCCGCUAUGCAUGAACGGCUACGUGAACGAGGCCUCAGAGGCCGAGGCCCGGAGCCGCGACACUCGCGAGUCCAACCGGGAACUCACGCCAAGACAUGAUAGUCUGCAGAACCUUGAGGAGUUUACCAAGACUAAUCAUAUCAAGAACGGCAGCGGUUCAGCAGGUUGCAGUGCAGCGACAUCAUCAUCAUCAGGAGCGUCAUCAUGUGGUGGAUCACAUGGGUCCGGUAACAACAACGUGCCGAGAGCGGAGCCGGAGCUGCGACAUGCGCCGUGGUUUCAAGCAGGGAUCCCUAGAGAGAUAGCGCUAGAAAUACUAAGCAAUCAGCCAGUAGGCGCGUUCAUGGUGCGCUGUAGCACCACGCAGACCGGCUGCUUCGCGCUGUCCGUGCGUGUACCGCGCGACUUCCAGCCCUCGGGCAUCGCGCACUACCUCAUCUUAAGGACGCCUAAAGGGUACAAAAUCAAGGGCUUCACAAAAGAGUUCACCUCCCUAUCGGCACUAGUGACGCACCACAGCGUAAUGCCCGAGCUGCUGCCGUGCCCGCUGCGGCUGGCGCGCCGCGCCGCGCCGCCGCGCGCGCCCCGCGACCUCGACGAGCCGCCGCACACGCCGCGACAUCUACCGUUCCGGCCGCAACUUGAUGUAUAGCAUACUGUUGAUCUCCUAGCUAAGACGCUGGAGUAUCUAUAGAGGUGUGAUCUAGAGACAUGUUUUGAUGGACUAACUCUAAUGUGUUUGAAAGAUCUCAAUCGCACUAAAGGAUUUACACCAAUCAUUUUACACGUCACGUGGAGUCAGUGCUUUGUUGUGUGCGAAUUGAUUGUGUGGACAAUAUGGAUAUAGUGUUGGAGGGUACCGAAGGAUUAGAGCGAUAGUCAGUGCAGCGAGUGAAAUAUUUGAUCUCCGGCAUCUCAAAUUUAAAUUUCAUAUUGUAGCAGCUUGUGCACAUCACUUCACGUUAAAGACAUUAGUAUGGUGCGUACGUGAUUGAAUGGAAAUAAAAUCCCUACAAUAGUUGUAUUUUUUUAUGUGAAAACCGAAUCAUAUGAUGAUGAUUUUGAUCAAGUAGCCAGUUUAUACUGGUAUGAAUUUGUAAUUUUGACCUGAAAUAUUAAAAUUUUAUCCUGUAUUUUAAAAAAAAGGAACACAAAUAGUGGCUUUUCAGCUACAAUUUGUAUAUAAACUCCAUACAAGUUUUGGCUGGAAUGCUGUCCGUCUGUGUCAAGCAUAAGCGACGGAAAUAUUUAAUUAGUCAUUCCUUUUAAUUCCUUAUAAAGUCAUUAAAUUAUAACAACGGUGAGCUCUAGUAGCCUUUGAGAAGUUGCAAUAAAUAUUGUAUGUGUUCACGAAUGAAGGCACUCUUUAUACGAUUACUACCUACAUAUACAAUUACAUUUAGGUAAUUAAUUAUUUUAAAUACUUAAUUUGAGUCAAUGAUGAAUAUCAUAACUAUCAUUAGUUAAUAAAUAAAUAUAUUUGAAAACUUUUUAGCAAUUCUAUACCAAAAAACAAUUUUAUUACAAGUGAAUUUUACUUAGCUUGGUAAAAUAAAAAGGUAUUUACAUAUUUCAUUCACAGAUUUCAAAUCAUCUUGAAAUAUUUAUUCAGUUGAAUAGGUAAUGUAUAAACAGUGUCUCUCGUAAACAGACGUACAUACUUUUAAUAAAAAAAAUAAUGUGAUAAAUACGUCAUGUAUGUGUAAAAAUAUGUAAAAUAUUGUGUAUAUGGAGUGUAACUAUAGUAUCAUGUGUCAUAUCUAAUAGACAUAACAUAGGAAGGAAUUGAGUUUGCUUUUAUAAUUUUGUAAUAUCCUAGAUUUCUAGUCUUAAAGUGUAUAGCCACUGGUUUAACGACUCACGCCUUUAUCAAAGUAAAACACAUGUAAUUUGUAAAAUAUAGAAUAUUAUAUUUGUCAAAAUGAAUAAUCGGUUGAAUUGAAUAAAAGAACGCUGUAUGUGACAAAAAUUUCACCAUUUAUACUUAGUUUACAAAUUUGUCAAAAGAUGGCGCCACUUAAACAUAAUUACUUAAUAAAUUAAUUGUUCUUUGUAUGUUUGGCAUGCCCAACACUCCAAAAUCGUGUGUCCAAACAUAUAUUGUAUCUAUGAUUUGAUACUUUUUUGCCGGGAAGAUAUUGUCAGAGAAAUUUGAAUCUACAGUGUAAGAAAUACAGUUGAUUUUGUUUUUCUUGUAAAUUGAAUGGAGCAAAACAAAUGCAACUGUGUUCCUACUGAAAACGAUUUUUUCAUCGAACUAAUUAAGCCCUAUAAGUGGAACCUUCAGCCUUGAAGGUGGCAACAUAUUUGAUGAAACUUUUGUGAUAUACCGAUUGAAAUAUUUGUAACAAGAUGCCUUUUAGUGAGUACCUUAUAUCUUACAUGGCUUGGCGUUAGUGACAUUCGGAUCUAAAAAUAAAUAAAUAAAAUUAUUAUUUGUACUUUGAAUUAAAUCAUAAAUCAAUCAUGGAUUCACAACCUCCACGAAAUCAUCUAUUAUUAAUAUUUCUAAACCAGAUAAUAUGUUGAAUCGUAUUCACCUACACGCCAAAUUAAAAAACUAACUUAUGUCAGGGGUUUUUCAUGGCAACGUUUCUUACAAGAUCUACGCAGUUUUAUUUGCCCUCGUUUUCACAAAUGAGACUUGAAUCCACGAUAUUUUAGAUAAAAGUUUCCCUUACUAAAAUAUGUUGACCUGAAGAUCCGUCUGUCACGCUAUUAAUUGUUACACUGCCUUACAAACGCGUUGUAUAUGAGUAUAUAUAACGUUAUCAACUAAAUGUAGAUCAUAAUAUAAUGUCUGUUGAUGUUUAUCAUAUUUAUUAUCAACUACAUUAUUGUGCGUACUUAUUGAAGUACCUACUGACAAUGUAUUUUAUCUGUAUAAUACUUUGAAUUGAAUAAUUUUACGGUUUAGACUUACCAUGUCGCGCGAGUGACUAAAAACAAGUGAGUCUAAACCGUAAAAUUAUUCAAUGUUAGUAUGUCUCACAACAGUUUAAAUUCGAUGUAUAAUACUUAUUUGAUUUAAAAAUGUCCUUAAGUUGCAAAUAUUAUUUAUUAAAAGUUGUUCAAACAGGAAGAAGUAAGUUAAUAAAGAGCUUAAUGCUUUUAUUCGGAUGGCAAAAAAUACGUUGUCAAUAAAUUUAGGAUCAUAUUUUUUACAUGUCAUUAAAAAUUAAAACUACAAUAAGAAACUAAAACAAAACGCAACAUCUUCAAAAUAUUAUCAUUUAGCUUUGAUACACACUCACAAAUGAUUGUUAAACAUUAUCAACAACAUACCGCAGUAAAUAUUUACAAUUACAUAUUUUUGGGUCAUCCUGUAAUCUCCGCACAAAGUACAAUUGCGAACCAUAGUUGUGCCUAGAUGGCACCACUUUGGCCUAAAAGUAAUAUAGCAAUACAAUAUAUCCUGGAUAGUGCACCAUUCUGUGAUGUAUUUUUGUUCUGAUGUGAACAUUGCCUGGCUACUAAAACAUUAGAAAAAAGCUUGGAAUUAAGAAAUCUCAUAAAAACCGGGCAAGUGCGAGUCGGACUCGCGCACGAAGGGUUCCGUACCAUAAUGCAAAAAAAAAAAAAACAAAAAAAAAGCAAAAAGAAAACGGUCACCCAUCCAAGUACUGACCCCUCCCGACGUUGCUUAACUUUGGUCAAAAAUCACGUUUGUUGUAUGGGAGCCCCAUUUAAAUCUUUAUUUUAUUCUGUUUUUAGUAUUUGUUGUUAUAGCGGCAACAGAAAUACAUCAUCUGUGAAAAUUUCAACUGUCUAGCUAUCACGGUUCGUGAGAUACAGCCUGGUGACAGACGGACGGACGGACGGACGGACGGACGGACGGACGGACGGACGGACAGCGAAGUCUUAGUAAUAGGGUCCCGUUUUACCCUUUGGGUACGGAACCCUAAAAAAGAGCUUUCUUAGCAUAUUCACGCAUUUCCUAAUUUUCCACCAUUUUGUCGUUACAAACACUGAUCAGCGGGCACAAAAUAGUUCCAUUUUUAUCUCCUGUACUAUGUCCGUCACUUUUGCACUUACAUACUUGUUAGAACGUGAAAGGCAUUGUGACAAGCGAUAAAAAUGCGACCGUGCUACCGCCGCAGGCUGUGUCUAGUUAUUCAUCUAUUUAAUUUACUACUGCCUGUUUUAAAGUAGUAAAAUGAAUAAAACAUGAAAUGGUCUCAUUUAUAUUGUAACAAUUUUUCAGUUAUAGUGUAUUUUAAAUGAAAAUAAAAAAAAACAUCAAUUCAAACUUAACAAAAUAUGCAAUAUAACUUUUGGUACGCUAUUUAAAAACAACAUUUACAAAUAUUGUAUGUAUUAAUUUGUCUUUAUUAAUUUGUCAUUUUGUAUCACUUUGUAAU
This is a messenger RNA of Cydia fagiglandana, 5235 nucleotides long. RefSeq names its product EGFR adapter protein-like. The coding region runs from base 144 to 1526 and encodes 460 amino acids. The transcript is spliced from 11 exons. NCBI's taxonomy places the organism in Eukaryota, Metazoa, Arthropoda, Insecta, Lepidoptera, Tortricidae. The record is from RefSeq and is a predicted model, not a curated record.